Penicillium lagena is the source of this 1377-nucleotide messenger RNA. Its product is annotated as Zn(II)2Cys6 transcription factor domain-containing protein. The record is from RefSeq and is a predicted model, not a curated record. The coding region runs from base 1 to 1377 and encodes 458 amino acids. Lineage: Eukaryota; Fungi; Ascomycota; Eurotiomycetes; Eurotiales; Aspergillaceae. Gene Ontology annotation, biological process: regulation of transcription by RNA polymerase II. The transcript has 3 exons. Gene Ontology annotation, molecular function: zinc ion binding; DNA-binding transcription activator activity, RNA polymerase II-specific.
AUGGCAUCUGGCAUUAUGCAGGGACAGAAAAGCGUAUUUCGAUUACAGAACUAUAAAGCACGAAAAGCCCUGACCGAAGACUCCAGCGAACGCAGCUACCACGCUCGUCGACCACAUCGCAAGUCCCGAGCUGGCUGUUUAAAUUGUAAGCAGCGGCGAGUCAAGUGUGACGAAACCAAACCCUAUUGUUUAAAAUGCCAAAAACAUGGCGUCGAGUGCGACUACACCGGCGAACCCAAGCGCCCACCGAAUAAACAAAACAUCAUCACCAGAUUCAUCGAACAUGAUCCUCAACUAAUCUCCGUUGAUCGCCUGGCAUCAUCCAUGUCUCUUCUCCUGGUCGCAGAGCGGAUGAAUGACCUGCUCUCACUCCCAGCAGCCAAAAAGCCACCCAAACACCCGAUAGACGCCCCGGAAAGGUUGUGCGGUGUCGCAGCGUUACAGCAUUUUCAUAAUGUCACGGCAUCCACCAUCAGCGCCACCAAUGCCGUAACAGAUACGAUGCUGACCCAAAUGACCAAGCUUGCCUUCGAGACCCCAUUCCUUAUGCAUGCCAUUAUAGCAGUGGCAACGACGCACAUAUGCCGGAUAUCGCCCGACAAUAGCGGAUACCGCAUUGCGGAAGCGUAUCACUGGCAACAAGCGGUCACCCAAUACUCGAAGGAGGUAGCCACUAGUAUCACGCAGGCCAACAUGGACAAACUCUACUCAGCCUGCAUCCUUCUCACCGUUCAUUCAUUUACAUUAAAAGAGUACAACCCACAUGAUUCAUUCGUGUUCAGUGACGAUCCCGCCGCUCUAAACUGGUUGUUCCUCCAAGGCGGAAUGCGGUAUCUCCUUGAAAGGACAAACCAAUGGUUGCCGCAGAGCAUGUGGUUUGAGAAUUUCAUGCAAGUGCGCGACGACGCCUCGGUCGAUUAUGAGGACUCCCGGCCGGGACGAGUUGAUCUGGAUCCUGACCUCGCCGAUCUCUGCGGGAUCACCGAAGCGUCCACCGUAGCCAAUAACCCAUAUUUAUGGCCGCUUCGCAUGCUAAUGCAAUUUCUCCCUCUCGAACGAACCUCCCCAAAUUUCAGGACAUAUUUCAACUGGGCCGGCAGACUGGAGCCUGAAUAUCUGCAGUGUUUACUGCAGAAAGAGCCCCCCGCGAUGAUUCUUCUGGCAUGGUGGCUGGCACUGAUGUGCGGUACUAAUGUGUGGUGGCUUGAUGCGCGCGUUCGGUCAGAGUGUACUGCUAUCUGUAUGCGAUUGGAGGAUAGUGAGGAUCCGCUGGUGCUACGGUUGCUGGAAUUCCCGGCUGAGCAGUGCGGGUAUAUUCUUCGACAUGUGCAGGAGCAGGCAUGUAUUGAAUUAGAGACGGAUCUUACUAUGGCCUAA